CCGCACUGAGGGCCCUUCAUCCGACCUCUCCUCCUCUUCCUCAUCUUCCUCAUCUUCCUCUUCCUCAGCUCCUCUCUCUUGGCUAAUGGUCUGCUGAAACAAGUUCCUCGACUGCACUACUCGCUCUGUUACACACACACACAUACAAUACACACACACAUACACACACACAGGCGCGUGUGCACACAUACACUCAUUUCCUUGAGGUGACCGUCUAGGAUCCAGGACCGAAAGCCAGGAUGCCGGAGCCCACUAAGAAAGAUGACGGCCAAACGGAAGACAGCGCUGGUCCCGAGGCCCAGGCUCCGCCGACUCCUGAGAUCGAGCUGCAGGUGUCACCACCUGAAGCUGGCCCGGUGCCUGCUGGGAAUGCUGCUGGUUCUGAGCCCGUAGUCAUGGUAACUCCUCCCCCACCCUCUCCAGAGCCCGUUGUCAUGGUGAUAACUCCCCCCACAGAUAAAGAUGAUGAAGUAACAGCUGCCACCCCGUCGCCACCGCCGCCCCCCGCAGAGGAUCGACACACGCUCAAGAAACUAUCAGUUGAGCUGCCUAAUGAUAGCGUGCCAGAAUCAGCCAUGGGAAGGAAAGAUUCAGUGUGGUCUUUGGGGGAUGGGCAACUUCCUGAGGACUUAGACAAACCGAUCGAGACUCCACCCCUUUCCACCCUGCUGAUCGAAAAACCGGAACCGGCUUCCUCCAUCUCAGUUGGUGAGGACAUCACCUUCGUUGCCAAGGUGGAGGCCAAAGACCUGCUGAGGAAGCCGACCAUCAAGUGGUUUAAGGGCAAGUGGAUGGACCUGGCCAGCAAGACUGGCAAACACCUGCAGCUCAAGGAGUCAUUUGACCGCUUUACUAAGGUCCACACGUUCCAAAUGCACAUCAUCAAAGCGAAGGUGAACUACGCGGGGAACUACAGGUGUGAGGUGACCUACAAGGACAAGUUCGACAGCUGCUCCUUCGACCUGGAAGUGAAAGAAGUGGCAGAGGCUCCCACAGCUAAUGUUGACAUUCGUUCGGCUUUCAAAAGGAGCGGUGAAGGCCAGGAUGACGGGGGAGAGCUUGACUUUAGUGGCCUCCUAAAGCAUAGAGAGCCCAAACAGGAGGAGGCCCCCGAAGUGGACGUCUGGGACAUCCUGAAGAACGCGCGGCCGGACCAGUACGAGAAGAUCGCCUUCGAGUACGGCAUCACAGACCUGCGCGGCCUCCUCAAGCGGCUCAAGAAGACCGAGAAGGUCGUCAAGAAGAGCGAAGCCUUUGCCAAGAAGUUGGAGCCGGCGUACCAGGUGGACAAAGGCGGGAAGAUCCGAUUGGUGGUGGACCUGGCGGACCCCACGGUGGACCUGAAGUGGUACAAGAACGGCCAGGAGAUCCGGCCCACUCCCAAUAAUCGGAAGUACAUCUUUGAGCACAAGGGCACCCAGAGGAUCAUGGUCAUCAACAACUGCCAGAUGGCCGAUGACGCCGCGUACUCCGUAACCGCGGGUGACGAGAAGUGCUCCACAGAGCUGUUUGUCAAAGAGCUUCCUGUGAACAUCACAAAGCCGAUUGAGAAUGUGAAGACGACCGUUAACGAGCGCAUCGAGUUGGAGUGCGAAGUCACUGAGGAGGGCGCUAAAGUCAAAUGGAUGAAGAACGGCGUUGAGGUGCCGACGGGCGUGCGCUCGCGUUACCGCGUCAAGACCGAGGGAACCAAGCACUGGCUCAUCAUCGACGACGCCUCGCGAGACGACACCGGCACCUACUCCCUCAUGGCCACAGGGGGCACCACUGAGGCACACGUGCAGGUCGACCUGAAGCCUCUUAAGAUCUUUCAGGACCUCCAGAAUGUGACGGUGAAGUUGGGUCAGCCCCUGAACCUCCACUGUGAGAUCUUCCCCGGUAACGUCCCGGGCCGCUGGUACCGCAACGGGCAGCUCAUACAGUCUAGCGACCGCAUCAACAUCCUGCACCGCGGAAAGAACCAUCGUAUGGACGUGGCGGCGACCACCAUCCAUGACGCUGGAGACUACACCUUCAUCCCCGAGGGAUACUCUCAGAGCCUCAGCGCCAAAGUCCACAUCAUCGAUCCUCCCAGGGUGCACCUGGAUGCUCUGAACGCCCCUGACAACACUAUCACCAUCGUCGCCGGCAACAAGCUCCGCAUUGAGGUCCCCACUAGUGGAGAGCCCGCCCCCAGAGUCGUCUGGAUGAAGGGGGAGAGGGUGAUUCUUGAUUCGGGUAACCGCGUGCGUGCGGAGACGUUUGCCGAUCACACCAGUCUGACGAUCGAUGUGACGGAGCGCGAGGACACGGGAAACUACAAGAUCGUCCUGCAGAACGAGGCGGGAGAGGACACCGGCUCCGUCAAGGUCAAGGUCGUAGAUAUCCCGGACCCCCCUGAUGCCCCCCUGGUGCCGGUGGUGGGGGGGGACUGGUGCUCCAUGACAUGGGAGCCCCCCCACUACGACGGAGGAUCCCCCAUACUGGGUUACUUCAUUGAGCGUAAGAAGAAGCAGAGCUCCCGCUGGAUGCGUUUGAACUUUGACCUCAUCAAGGAGAUGACCUUUGAACCCAAGAAGAUGAUCGAGGGCGUUCCGUACGAGGUGCGAAUCUUCGCUGUCAACGCCAUCGGCGUCUCGAAGGCCAGUGAACCGUCUAAAGCGUUCAUACCAUUAGCUGUGACCAGUGAGCCCACCAUGCUGGUGGUCGAUGAUGUCACGGAUACCACGGUAACCAUGAAGUGGCGCCCACCUGACACCAUCGGAGCCGCCGGAUUGGACGGCUACCUGAUCGAGUACCAGGUGGAAGGAAGUGACGAGUGGAUCGCAGCCAAUCCGGAGCUGACGGAGAAGACCAAGUACACGAUCACGGGCCUCCCGACGGAGGGCAAGAUCUCAGUCAGAGUGAAGGCCAUCAACGCAGCCGGAGAAAGCCAGCCGCGCACCACACAACACAGUAUACUGGUCAAGGAGGUCAUAGAACCCCCAAAGAUCCGGAUCCCUCGUCACCUGAAACAAACGUACGUCAAGAAAGUUGGAGAGGCAGUCAACCUGGUGGUGCCUUUCAUGGGUAAGCCACGCCCCAAGGUGAGCUGGCUAAAAGACGGGGAGCAGAUUGACCCCACGCAGGUCAACGUGCGGAACACGGAAUGUGACAGCAUCUUCUUCAUACGCAAGGCGGAGCGUAAACACUCUGGGAAGUAUGAGAUGAGCGUGCAGGUGGAGAACCAUGUGGACACGGCCGUACUGGACAUCCAGAUCGUGGAUCUGCCGGGUCCUCCGCAGUGUGUGAAGAUCGAGGAGGUGUGGGGUGAGAACGUGGCUCUUGAUUGGUCGCCUCCCAAAGACAACGGCAACGCCCCCAUUACCGGAUACACCAUACAGAAAGCAGACAAGAAGACUAUGGAGUGGUACACCUGCAUUGAGCAUUACCACCGCACCUGCCUCACCAUAACGGACCUGGUGGUGGGUAACGAGUAUUUCUUCCGCAUCUACGCGGAGAACAUGUGCGGCCUCAGCGAAGCGGCCACAUCCACCAAGGACAGCGCCCUCAUCCAGAAACAAGGUCUCCACCUGAAGAGUCCAGAGUACAUCGAUCGCGACUUCACCGAGCCGCCCAAGUUCACGCAGCCGCUGCAGAACAUCUUCGCCAUCGCAGGAUACAACGCCACGCUCAACUGCAGCGUGAGGGCUAACCCCAGGCCCAAGAUCAUCUGGAUGAAGAAUAAGAUCGCCAUAAUUGACGACCCGCGUUACCGCAUGUUCAGCAACCAGGGGGUGUGUUCUCUGGAGAUCCGGAAGCCCAACCCCUACGAUGGGGGCGUGUACUCCUGCAAGGCCAUCAACGACCUGGGGGAGGCGCUGGUGGAGUGCAAACUGGAGGUCAAAGUCACCCUGCAGGAGUAGUCCUCUAUUUUCUCUCUGUUCUCUUCCCCAUCCUGAGGUAAGCUGUCAUAUGAUACCUGCAUAUGAAGCUUAUGUGCCAUUCAUUUGGAUCACUUUUUUUGGUUUAUUUUUCAUUUUUGUUCCUCUGACCUCAUAUGUAUCCUAAUGUCACACCAGAGUUCCCCUGCAACUUACAGUAAUCGCGAAUCAUGACCUUGCGGAUGAAGUUGCACUCUCAGGAAAAUUAAUUCAAAAGCUCUUCGUUUAAGGCCUUAAAUCAAAGCGUUUAGUUUUAUGAAAGAGUCAUCGAGGGAUGUAAAUAUCGACAUAACAUCCAUCGACCAUAUA
Engraulis encrasicolus (European anchovy) is the source of this 4211-nucleotide messenger RNA. It is a transcript of the gene mybpc1, whose product is annotated as myosin binding protein C1. Gene Ontology annotation, molecular function: protein binding. The transcript has 34 exons. Lineage: Eukaryota; Metazoa; Chordata; Actinopteri; Clupeiformes; Engraulidae. The record is from RefSeq and is a predicted model, not a curated record. The coding region runs from base 240 to 3884 and encodes 1214 amino acids.